Molecule: messenger RNA, 3525 nt
Organism: Sebastes umbrosus (honeycomb rockfish)
Lineage: Eukaryota; Metazoa; Chordata; Actinopteri; Perciformes; Sebastidae
Product: aftiphilin-like
Exons: 10
Coding region: 269-2581 (770 amino acids)
Biological process (GO): intracellular transport
Cellular component (GO): trans-Golgi network membrane; AP-1 adaptor complex
Molecular function (GO): clathrin binding
Source: RefSeq, a predicted model, not a curated record
AUGAGGAAACUUGGCAGAGUGAGAGCUCUCUACUUCUUCACCUAUCCCAGUUAAUACCUAUGGAGGAUGAUGACAGAGAGGAUGGAGGAUGGAGAGACGAGCUGCUGCACAACACAACACAACACACAGACAAGAAGUGACGAGAAGAAGAAGGAGAAGUGAAUGAGUGUUGGUAAAUAAAACGCUUUGUAGUCCUAGCCAGCUGUUAGACCCGUUUAAACAGCACGUCAACGGUGCAUGAGGCCUUCAGGUCCUGCUAGGAGAACCCAUGGAGCCCGACAUCAUGCCCUUUCACUCCUCCUCCCCCCCUCCGCUGGAUGAUGACGACGAUGGGAAGACGGGAUCAGAGGAGGACGAGUUUGGGGACUUUGGGGGAUUCUCCGUCGAGGUGUCCUGCUUGCCCUCUGGGUCUACCGAUUCACUAUCCAGCCUCAGGCAGUCUUGUCCCACCACAAAGCCAGCCGCACAUCAACCCAACUGUAGCUUUAAUCACCCAGUUGAACAAUCACAGCCCACAUCCACCGUAGACUCGGGGUCCGGCAGGAGCCAGAUAUAUGUGGAAGGGCAGGAGUGUAACGCCGAAUCAUGUGUGCACCUCACAAAUGGGUACUCUGUCGCUGUGGGUGAAUGCUCUCCCAGGGAAGAAACGGGGUUUGCUGAUUUCACUGUGUUUACAGAGCAGGCAGCGCAUCCCUGGUGCUGUGGUUUCUCUCCCAUGGACAGCAAAGAGCAAUGGGACGGCAGAGGGGAAGGGACAAACAGCUUGCGUGAACAAAUCUGUGAUCCGGGACGGGAUGUUGUUACGCACUCUGAGCCCAGAUCUCAUUGUGCAUGUGAGGCAAAAGGAAAUGUUUGCACCAAGGUCAAGCACUGUGAGAAAAGAGAUGCAGCACCACCUCAGGACCACCAUCAACCUCAGGAAGCUGCAGCAGCUUUGGAUUCUCCACCCGAAGAGCCUCGUUCUGGGGAGGAUGAGCCUGGGGACAGUCGGAGAGAGACGAGGCAUAGUUUUAAUUCUUUACAAACCACAGAGGUGCUGGAGGAUGGCGAGUCAGACGAAGACAGAGAGAAGAGCAUUUCUGUUGUCCCUCAAACAUUCAGUGUGUACGAGUCUGCUUCAGAGGACCUGGCGUCCUUCUGUGACGAUUUUUCAUUUGAGGGUCCUUCUGCGGACUCUGAACCAAAUGUUUCAUCUCUCGUUUCACAAGACGGUCAGACGGACUGGGACCAGACUGAUGAUGACGAGGAAGAAGAACUGGGAAACUACAACAUGGCAAAUCUCACACAGUCCAACGCAGAGAUUCAUUAUUGUGACCAAUCUGCGACUCAGGAAACUUCUGCUACCUCCAACCAGUCACAACCUGGAACACAUACAGAAGAUGCAGGCUUCAAAGGCUGUAGAUUUGAGCAUCACAGGGACCGAGGGUGUGCCCAAACAGCUGAUGCAGCGGUGCCGAGUCUAGGAAACCUCCCACCGAGUGACAGCUUUGCUGACUUCUGCUCGGCGCCCACGCAGGAGGAUGGAGAGGGGUCGUGGGCGGAGUUCAAGGAGGGAAAAACUUGGACGCAGUUCAGAGAGUCAGUCAGCAGCCUGCAGACUGAUGGGGACAUUGAGGAGGAGCAGGACUGUGCAGGGAAAUACGGGGUUUCCAGGAGGAACAGCUGUAAGGCGUCACUGUCCUGCCGUGUCCAGCAGCUUCUCCUGGCCAGUUUUCCGGAGGUAGAGGUCCCAGCAGUGGAAGAUGAAGAGGAGGAGGUGCUCAGCCUCGGUGCUCUGCUUCACGCCCGACACCUCCCUGAGAGCGAGGAGGAAGAGGAGGAGGAGGAGGAGGAGGAGAUACCUGAACUCAGAUCUCAGUGGAUUCGGCGGGGGGUGUGGCGGCCACAUCAGGACCUCCACGAUGCAGUCGGCCUCCAGUUUCAGUGGGGAGGUUCCCACACAAACAGGACUCUGCUCAGGUGCCUCGGUGUGGAGACGAGGAAUAUUGUGUUCAUUGGCAUGAAGAAGCAGCCAGUGACUGUGCCUGCUUUCGCAUCCAGCCUGGGAAUGCUAGAGCCCACCAAAGAUGCUGCACUAGCUGUCUGUUCUCCAGGACACACAGCGGUCACAGCACAAGCACCUCGGGGACCUCGGGACACACCGGACCCCUCAACAGAUUCAAUGCAGGAGGCGCUCUCUUCCAGCCAGCUGGACUGGAGCAGCCGUGGCCUUAGCAGCUCUCAGGACGACCGCUCUGCUCUCAACCUGGAUUAUUUUGGUCCUGAUGAGGAGAGCAGAUCUUGCAGCAGCAGCAGCCAUAGCAACAGUCCUCCUCCAGGAGUUGACCGUGAGCUGUAUGAGUUGACCAUCAGUAAACUGGAAACCUGCACUAACAGCAGUCACAUGGAGGACACUUUAAAUCGCCUGAUGUCCGCUGCAGAGAAAACCAGCACUUCAGUCAGGAAACCUCAGCAGGAUGAGGAGCUGAGUGAGGAGGCUGGCGAGCUGAUCUCUGGACUGCCUAACCUGUCUUUCAUGCAGUCCAAGGUCCUCAUGUUCCCAAGCAUCCUCCUACCCGAAGAAACCCCCAAAUUACAGUGAUGUGUGAUGUCCUCACACUAUUACAGUUAAUGCAGGAUUCAAGUAUUCUAAACGAGGCCUUGUGGACUCUAAAACAGAGAGUUGCUCCGGUCAAAAUACUCCACCUGCCUCCGAUCUUCAGUCUUUAUCUUAAGAAAAUUGUCAGCGGAUGGGCAGAAUACCCUGUCAUGUAUCAGCUCAUGCAUUCAUUUCACUGUACAAUAAUCUGCAAAGUGCAAAGAAAGAGGUCUGAAAGAGGUCUGCUCUUGUUUGUUUAAGUAUUACUCUUCUUAAAGUCGUUUGUUGUGGUUUAUUUUGUUAACUUACACAUAUACAUAUUUAUUUGCUCUAGAGAAUGUUACAGCAAACAUACCAACUUAAAUUUUGUUUGAUUGUGUAUUUAUUUUUAUUAUAAAACAUUUUUUAUGUUAAAUUAUUUUAGACAAAUAGUGAUAUGGGAGACGGAAAAAAUGUACUUUCUGAAUGUUUGAUAAAGUGGCCUUCAUGAAAAUGCAAUAUGAGUUUAUACUUCUUCUCUUUUUAUCUUGUGGUUGUGGACCGUCAGCUAGUAAAGCUGGUUAUUUGGGUUUUGACAGUUUUAACCUGUUUUUUUCCCCACAACAAUCAAUGUUGUUCCUGAGCAAAUGACAGAGGAAAAUAAAACAUCUGAAACAGCGUCAGGAUGCCUCUUACUGAACAUUCACUGUAUUUAUGUGAGUCACGAGCUUUCAUCCCAACUCAAUAAUUCCAGCAACGUCUACAGUUUACACACUUUCAUACAUUUACUGAUCAAUUACAAUCAUGAGGGUGUCGCAUUUUCAUUUUUAACCACCUGCAAAAAUCUAACUUUUUAAAACCUGCACUGUUUAAAAUCUGUGAAGGAAGGAAAGGUUAUUAUUUUUUUAUUGUAUAUAUGUUUUUGUUUUUAUUUUGUUCUUUUUUAAAUUUUUAUUUAUUAUUGAAUU